Molecule: messenger RNA, 2839 nt
Organism: Zingiber officinale
Lineage: Eukaryota; Viridiplantae; Streptophyta; Magnoliopsida; Zingiberales; Zingiberaceae
Product: probable LRR receptor-like serine/threonine-protein kinase At1g06840
Exons: 18
Coding region: 284-2539 (751 amino acids)
Molecular function (GO): protein binding
Source: RefSeq, a predicted model, not a curated record
GUUUUCCCUCUACAGUCAACAAAUAGGAACGAAGCGGCCACCAAACGAUGCUGCAGCUGUAUCGCGAAGUGGCUUUUUCUCCCCAUUCUCCCCGUGUCCGCUUUAGGAAGUGCUGGCUAUUUUCCGAGUGCUUCGGUCUUCUGCGACGCUCUGACCGGAUCCAUUUUACGGAAGAUCUACGAUUGCGUCGGCGGUCGCCAUGCGCGUUCUCCGCCUUUGAGCAUUGUGGUUUCUUGGUAAGAAUUUUUGAGUCAGAGUAUUGCUGGUAACUUGGUCUCUCAAGAUGGUUGGAGUUUUCCUGAUAUUUUAUGGAGCUGUUUUGGCCAUGUCAUGUACUUGCACUUUGCAUGUUACCCAGGCAACAAGUACUGAUCCAACAGAAGUCUAUUCAUUAAGGAUUAUUAAGAGAAAUUUGAUCGAUCCUACGGGAAGCCUUAAAAAUUGGGACAAUGGAGAUCCAUGUACAUCAAAUUGGACAGGCGUUAUUUGUACACAAAAAAAUGAAUACCAGCACAUAAAAGCACUGCAAUUGUUAAAUUAUAAUCUUUCUGGAAAUCUGGCACGUGAGCUUGGGCUUUUGUCACAUUUGGAAAUCAUGGAUUUUAUGUGGAAUGCGAUAAGUGGAACUAUCCCAAAGGAGAUAGGCAAUAUUGCAUCCUUGAAGCUUCUACUUCUAAGUGGCAACAAAUUAUUUGGCUCUAUACCUGAUGAGAUUGGCAAUCUUCCUAUAUUAAAUAGGUUACAGAUAGACGAAAAUAAUAUUUCAGGGCCAGUACCCAAAUCAUUCGCUAAUUUGAGAAAAAUAAAACAUUUACACAUGAACAAUAAUUCAUUGAGUGGGCCAAUUCCACGUGAGCUCUUCACACUGCCAAUUGUACAUCUUCUAUUGGACAACAAUAACUUAUCUGGAUUGCUUCCCCCAGAACUUUGGUUGCUGUCAAAGCUAAAAAUCCUUCAGCUUGAUAACAAUAAUUUCAGUGGCAGCAUUCCAGCUUCAUACAGCAAUAUGACGACACUUGUAAAAUUGAGUCUUAGAAACUGCAACUUGCAUGGAACUAUUCCUGAUUUGAGCAGGAUGUCUCAACUUGGCUAUUUGGAUCUUAGUUGGAACAUGUUGAAUGGACCUGUACCAUCUAAUCUUGCAAUUAACAUAACAACCAUCGAUCUAUCACACAACUUCCUUAAUGGAACAAUUCCUUCAACCUUUAAUAGACUUCAGAAGCUCCAAAGAGUGUCCCUUGAGAAUAAUCAGCUGGUUGGUUCUGUUCCACCCUCUAUUUGGCAGAAUAGAACCUUCAAUGCAAAUGACACUUUAAUCUUGGAUUUCCAGAACAAUUCUCUUACUGAUAUACCAGCUUCUUAUCAUCCUUUAAAUGUCACUGUACUGUUAUAUGGGAACCCUCUAUGUAGCAAUGCAAACCAACUUAAUAUAGUCCCUUUAUGUCAACCAAGGAUUACUGGCCAAGCUUUUGAAGAUCCAACAACAUCUGAAAAUAGUUGUCCACCUUGCCCAGUGGACCAAUUUUAUGAGCACAAUCCAUCGUCUAUUAGGUCAUGCCAAUGCUCACUACCACUUGGAGUUGGAUAUCGGUUGAAAAGUCCAGGAAUAUCAGAUUUUCGUCCAUAUUUGAAAGAUUUUGAGACCCGUUUGACCACACUUCUGAAGCUGUUUCCUUACCAAUUAUACAUUGACUCUCACACAUGGGAGAGUGGGCCAAGGCUGCAUAUGCACUUAAAAAUUUUCCCUAGUAAUUCUAGUCUUUUUAAUAACAGUGAAGUUUUUCGUAUUGCGGACACCCUAGCUUCAUGGAAGAUUCAACUUUCAGAUGUUUAUGGACCAUAUGAGCUUCUUAAUUUCUCGCGGGGACCUCGUGAAAGUGAUUCUUCAAAGGCAAGGUUAAGUAAAGGUGCUUUGGCAGGCAUGUUGUUGGGUGUUAUUGCUGGUGCUGCUUCUCUAUCUGUGAUGUUAACAGUGAUCAUCAUGAGAAAGCAUCAUGGAUAUUAUUUCAUUUCAAGGAAAAGAUCUUGUGAGUUCAUAAAUUCUGAGAAAGAACUCAACUUAAACUGGGUUGUAUUCCUAGAACUUCUAACCGGAAUGCGGCCAAUUUCACAUGGCAAAAACAUUGUAAGAGAGGUUAGGAAUGCUUGUCAAUCCGGGUUGAUGUUCACACUCGUCGACAACCGCAUGGGAUUUUAUCCUUCAGAAUGCAUGGAAAAAUUUGGUUCUUUAGCAAUUCGAUGUUGUUCCGACGAGACUGAUGCUAGACCAUCAAUGUCAGAGGUGGUUGCUGAGCUAGAGCGCGUACUGCAAAUGUUGUCGGAGGAUGAUAGUUCACAGGAAGCUCUGGCAACAGAUAGUAAGACAGUCUCAGGCUCGUCUUUGUCAUCAGAAAGUUCAGGCGCAGAACCUCCUGUCUGCAGCGAAACCCAUAGUGUUACAGGUAGUUCACAAGAAGCUCUGGCAACAGAUAGUAAGAUAGUCUCAGGCUCAUCUUUGUCAUCAGAAAGUUCAGGCGCCCAUAGUGUUACAGGUCGUUGACAUCACCACAGGCUAAUAUAUCCAUACAUGUUUAUUUUGGUAUCUUCUUCAGAAAAUGUUUUUUCCUUUCUUCAAAGUGAAAACUACAGAUGCAGGUACGAACGGAAGCAGUGUACGAUUUUGAUGAUUAUGUAUACGGGAUUCAAUAAAAUCAUCAAAUCCACUACAGAGGGCAAGUUGAUUAGAAUAAUGAUUAAAUUAAUGUUAUUCGCACUCUUCCACUAUGUGUACUUUUGUAAAUAUGAGCAUGUUUCAAUUCGAGCUGACCUGAUCUAUACUAGAUUUGUUUUGGUUAAUGUU